GCUUUUUAAAGUUGAAAUCUGUUAUUGCGGGAUGCAGGGGCUUAGGAUCGGCGCCGAUGCCUGCAUUUUUUAUUUAUUUAUUAGGAACGUAGUGAAACUUUUUCGGUGUCCGGAAUGGGAAUAUAAGUUGUACCUCACCUGAGUGACAGGUGCACCCCUUCGGUGAUGGGGAGAUCCUGUGAUACCAGCGCUGUAUCUGGGUCAUAGACUGUGAUCCACAAAAACCAUAUAAGCAGGAGCUCUUUGCCGGUGUCCUGGAUGUUAACGUGAAAUGCAAUGAGGCCUAGACACCGUUUAUAUACAAACGUGUACGUGUUUGUGUAGGCCUAUAUACACAUAUACAAAUUAACGUAGUUGUAUUUUAUCGUGUAUUCUUUGUGGUGUGGGCGCAGGAAGUAUGUACGUGGGAGGGGAGAGCUAUAAAGUGAAUAAAUAGAUUCUAUUGCUCAGUAUGAUUUAUUUUAUCUUACCAUAUUUAUUUGGCUGAGUUUCCAGUCUCUUAUAAAACGUUUUUAGGGUGGUCCGGAUCUUAUUAUUUAAUGGGGAAAAGCUUAUGGUCUUGCCUUUUAAAAAUUCAUUAGUGCGCUUUCAAGGGUCAUCGAGAAAACAAACCAAAUUGAAAUCAAUAUAGGCGACGUUAGCGGAAAUAAGCAGGAUAAUAUUAAUAAAACAUGAAAGCAAAUGUAUAAAAGUAUCAAGCAGAACGGGAUGGAUGUAGAGUUCGGUGGGGCUGCUGUAGGUUCCUGCCUGGUUUCACACGGUGUAUCAACACUGAUGUGAUGACUGGGAACUAUAGGGCGGCUGAAAGCAUAUUCACGGUGUGUAAAUGGGCUUCUUCAGAUGCGAAUGGGCUUCAGGAGAGGCGGUGCGGAAGUUGGACAGCGUGCAAGAGGGAAUCGCGGUGUUUCGUACAGCAGUCGCCGCCAUCUGAGACCCCGCCUGAGGCCAGACAUCCCUGGCUCCUCGAAACCCUGCAACCCUACCAGGCUGUCAUCUCUGGCUCCCCUCCCCCCCCUCCCCAUCCCCGGGAACCAUGACGACCUCGUCGCUUCGCCGGCAGGUGAAGAACAUCGUCCACAAUUACACAGAGGCGGAAGUCAAGGUGCGUGAGGCCACCUCCAAUGACCCCUGGGGACCAUCUAACGCGCUGAUGUCAGAGAUCGCCGACCUGACCUACAGCAUGCCGGCCUUCGCGGAGGUCAUGGGGAUCAUCUGGAAGCGCCUGAGUGACCACGGGAAGAACUGGCGCCAUGUGCACAAGGCACUCAUCCUGCUGGACUUCCUUGUCAAGACCGGCUCGGAGCAAGUGGCCCAACAGUGCCGGCAGAACAUGGUGAUGAUCCAGGCGCUGCGCGAGUUCCAGUACGUCGACCGCGACGGGCGCGAUCACGGCAGCUAUGUGCGGGAGAAGGCGACUCAGGUGACGGGCCUCAUCCGGGACAGCGAGCGGCUCCAGCGGGAACGUGCCGAGGCGCUGCUCGCCAGGGGCCACGUAGCGGGGCCCGUCGUGCAUAUGGGGGCCCGGGAACUGCCCCCGCCCUAUCCAGGGCGCCACAACCGCCAGCCCAGCAUGAGUGCCGUCUACCAGGAAGAGUUUGGUCGCUCGAGGGAGUCCCCCUCUUCGGGGAACUCCUUCCAGUCCCCUAGCCGGGCGUCCUCGGACCUCGAGCAGGCGCGCCCGCAGAGCAGCGGGGAAGAGGAGCUGCAGCUUCAGGUGGCGCUGGCGCUGAGCCGGGAGGAGAGUGAGAAGCCGCAGCCGCCUGUGGACUCCAACGAGCAGGCCCAGCUGGAGAUAGCCUUGCGUCUUAGCAAGGAGAACCACAAGCCGGCUCAGCCUCCCCCGGUCGCCUUGGAUAUCGACGAGGACACGCAGCUGCAGAUAGCCCUGAGUCUGAGCGAAGCGGAGCAUCAGCAGGAGCAACGCAAUCGCCAAGGAGAUGAGUCCCUGCUUCAGAAGGCGCUCGAGGAGAGCAGAAGAGAGACUCAAGCCGGAGGAGGAGCUUGUCAUUCUACGUUUGCGGACGAGGUGGACAUUUUUGGCCCUAGUUCUGCACAUGCCCCUAGUGCUGACCUUUGGGACCAGAGGACUGGUAACUCCCAGCCGGCUAGUCAGACACAUUCAGAUCCCUGGGAUAUAUUAGAACCGUGCUCCAGUACCUCGGCAAUCCCAAAGCCUUGGGUAGCACCCCCAGCCUCCGAUGCUUCAGUGCUGUCCAUAGGGCCCAAGCUCUCUACCACAGACCCCUGGGAGCCACCGAAGAGUAGCCCCUGUGUACAGCCAGCAGGCCAGGUUGGGGCCUUCCCUAUUCAGACAGGCUUGUCAAGCGUAGAUCCUUUCUCGGCUCUGUCAGAGGAAUCCCCGGUAGCAAACUCACACCACGCGCUGUCAGCUUAUCGCCCUGGGAGCCCCACAGAUGGUGACCUGUUUGGGGAGCCUAAGGAGGAUGAGGAGCUGCACAACAAGGACGGAGGUUCCCAGGAGCCCCUCGAUCUGUCUCAGGUCGGCAAAGCGCUUCCAGAACCGGCCCCUCGGGCCGGCUGUAACCCCGAGUCCUUCCUGGGCCCUGUGGGGGCCUCCCUGGUGGACCUGGACAACCUGAUCCCAUCAGGUGCUCCGGCUAAGGUGAAGAACCCCUUCCUCACAGGACCCAAGGACCCCACUAACCCUUUCCACAGCCAGCAGGCCCGCCAGACUGCCAGCCAAAUCCGGCCCAGCUUAGCCUCCCUGCAGCCCCUCGCGGCGCCCCAUCCCCCGCACGCCGCCCCCCUCUCCCUGAGCCAGCAGCCCCACACUCUGCAUCUUCCCUACACCCAGCCCCCCGCCUUCCCGGUGACACGCGUAUUCCCCGACAUGCCGGACGAUCAGCCUCGCUCCCUGCUCCCAUAUUCCGCCGCCCCCCCUUCCGGAGAACAGAGGCAGAACCCAUUCUUAUGAGGAUCGUGGCUAACGUGACGUUUUAGGCUGCGUUCCGGAAGAUGCCGGCAUAACCUCAAACUCAGCUUUGGUUACGCUCCACUCGAUCUGCACUAGUAUUUUUUUAAAAUGUAAUUUUUAGAUAUUAGCCAUUAUUUGCUAUCCCUGACCCACCAACAUAAAUGUCCCUUUUCUAAAACAUGGGGGGGGGGGAGCAGAGGAGUGCACAUGGAAAAGAAACUGUGUUAUGGUUCACGUGCACUACACUGUGGUAAUGGCACAGUGCCAAAUAUGGAGGAAAGUUGAACUUGUACUGUUUCACAAAACUAUUCAAACGAGGACUGUUUCAACCCUGAACCAUCACUAGAAUUUACUUCAGGUACAAAUCAGCACUGAGAUAGAAUCUUAGGGCAGAGUAACUCAUUUUUAACCUAUGAUUUAAUGGUCUGAGUUUGCUUUCCACAGAUGGGUGAAUGUAACUGGAUAGUCUUGAUAAAACAAAUUCCAGAAGGCACGAGGACACCGUGAGCUAUGGAAAACGGACCGAAAUGCGGAAGAAAAAAAACAUUUGUUUAUUGAAUGUAUGUUUUAACAGUGCAAGGGAUUUUUUUUGUACAAAAUAACAAGUAUUGAUGGAAUGACA
Paramormyrops kingsleyae is the source of this 3557-nucleotide messenger RNA. RefSeq names its product epsin-3-like. Gene Ontology annotation, biological process: endocytosis. Gene Ontology annotation, molecular function: phospholipid binding; clathrin binding. Gene Ontology annotation, cellular component: endosome; plasma membrane; clathrin vesicle coat. The record is from RefSeq and is a predicted model, not a curated record. NCBI's taxonomy places the organism in Eukaryota, Metazoa, Chordata, Actinopteri, Osteoglossiformes, Mormyridae.